CGGAGCAGCCUUUGCAGAUGUGUGUCCUGAUCCGUUUCCAGCAGAGCCUCUUCUCAUGCCAGUGUGCUGACUCGGACUUUUCCACCCUCUCCCAUGAAAUCAGAGCGGGGGGACAUCAGAGCCGUCCAGUAGCUGGGUGUAGAUGCCAGCGAGCGUGCGCACACCCGCGUGCACGCGGGUUAAAAACGCGUCCUCUGUCUGCACGUACGGACCCUCACCACAACGUAAUGAAUGCAUGUAAAUAUGGGGAACGGUCCGAGGCUUAUGGGGAACAGCUCUGCCGGCGUGAACUGUUCUACACAGACAUGUGGUGCAACGCGGUGCAGGAUCACGAUAAAGUCUGCAGCAUGUUUACUCAAAUGUUGUUUAUUUUAAUGACUUUAUUGGGGGACGUGAGAGUGGAGCGCAGAAAAUCUAUUUGCAUGAUGCUUGUGUAAUUAUUGAGGGAGCCGAGAGUGGACCUUUGGACUGUGUGUGUGUGUGUGUGUUUAUGAACAAGUUUAUGAAAUGAUAAUGAUAAAAGUGUCGACAGAGCAUUUUUGAUAUAAUACUAUAACCUCAGCUUGCUGAGAUGAAGUGGUUAAAGAUGCUUUAUGCUGCUGCUGUAGGUGGACGUGUAUGAUUGAAGUGCUGUUGCUGUAAAAAAAAAAAAAGCAAACAUUAACACUGGUGACUUUGCACAUUCUCAUUUCUUGGUGCAGUUGUCAUGUUAACGUGCUGCUUUUCAGCGUUUCUCCACACUGAGAACACUCGGUCUCGCUGAGCUGCGUGUCCUCCAGACGCACUGUUCCGCAGCCUCUUUCUAAAUUAUCCGACGUGAACCCUGCUGCAGCAAGCAACACUUUUCAUAACGUGACAUUUCAGAGAAAGUCCCAGUUUACUUUAUUGCUUGAUAUGAGCUCGUCUUCUUGUAGUCACAGGUUUUGUGAGUAUCUUUCUGUCUUUUUCCACCCAUUAAUCACAUGUUUUUGCGUCACACUCUUAGUAUUUAUUGUUAUGGGCUUUCUUCCCUGGAUGUAGUUAAUUGGCUUUAAUAUUUGUCUUUCCUGGAGAAAUCAGACCCCGUAGUCACUUUGGCUUUUGAUAUAUUUGCUAGUAAUUCAGUGACUCUUUCAUGCCAUGCUUCAAAACUACCUGAAUCCAUUGUUACUGAGAUAAGUAUUGGGGUCUAACAGCAAUGAAUGUGAGCGAGGGUCUUGUAAAAAGAAAAAGUGGAUAAUGUGCAAGCAGUGAAGGCAUUGCAUUAACACAACUGUAUUAAAGCACUUUGAGUCCCUACACCCCCUCACUGAAGCCAAAUGUAGUAUUUUUUGUGAAACCUUGUUAAAGCAAUGGCAAAGCUCAGGUUCUGCAUUUCCAGCCCAGCUUUACACCAGACGCCACUAUAAUAUAACUGGAAGAAGAAAAAGGCUGAUUCAAAAUGUCACCUUGUGGUGAAAAACAUUUAAUUACACUUUUGUGCAGUACAGCUACUCAUUUAACUUGGUCAAAUGGUAUAUUUCUGAAUUAAUUGUUCACUUGCACUUGUAAUACUUCAGUUUUUGGAUAUUUUGGGCUUUUUACAGCAUCAAAUCAUCAGUUUAACUCAUUCAUGUACAAGUGGUGAAGUGUCAGGCUUUGACCUGGACAGGUGAUCAUAGGUUCAAAACAAUCUCUCUACAUGUCAAAUGGUAUAAGGAUGCCCACUGUUCCGAUGGAAACAUUAUAUGGGUUUAUAUUGACUACAUGGGGCGUGUGUGAACGUUCUCGAAGACAGUUGGAGAGAAUCCAUAGAUCAGCUUUGCGCUCGGUUUUGUCUUUAGAGAAAUCUCAAACUUGCAACAUCAGUCUGAGGGAGCGUCCGCCGUGACCCCUCACCCUCUAACCUUUCCUGUUCUUUGGCUUGGGCCCCACACCAUGACCCCAUCAGCCUCUACCCUCCUCUGGUCUGCCUCGUCAGCUCCUUCAGAACAGACACAGAUGAUUAAGAUUUGAAGACCGUGUUGCUGCCACAGCGACGCCAAAACAAGGUGUGCUUGGAAAAACUCCAAUAUUCAGAUGCUCUCAAGGAGGAACAUGUGUCUGUGUUUUAACUAAUGUUUCUCUCUGCCUAAGAUCUAAUAAUUUGCGUGCAUGUUAGUUUUAUGGCAGAGGUACUGGAAGGAUGUUGGACCACGGGGACCUGGACUGUUUACCAGGGACCACAGGAGGCCUGGGCCGAGCCUCCCUCUCCUCUGAUUAGCCGUGAGCCUCAGAGCGCAGGAGAACAGAGAACAUGCGAGAGAUGCGUCAUGGCCGUCUCCCUGUCCUCCUCCAACCUCCUGCUCCUCCUCGUCUCCUCCCUGGAUUGGCUGUCGGCUCCAGGCUCCGCCUUCCUCAUGGACCACGCGUCGGCGCCAGCGCCCCUCGAGCCGCAUUUCACAGAGUGCACGUCGAGGAACCGCGAGACAUUCCGCUGCCGGUGGAGUCCGGGCCGCUUCCACAACCUGUCGGCUCCCGGAGCGCUCCGAGUCUUCUACAUGAGGAAGCAGCUUCCCUUCAUUUCCCCGACCAGCGAGUGGAAGGAGUGUCCACAGUACAUAUACGAGAACAAGGAGUGCUUCUUCGGCGUGAACCACACGACCUCGUGGCUCACGUACUGCGUGCAGCUCCGCGGCCAGAACAACGUCACCUACUACAACGAGGACGACUGUUUCACCGUGGAGGGUAUCGUUCGUCCCGAUCCGCCGGUGUCUCUCAACUGGACCCUGCUGAAGAUGAGUCCCUCCGGGCUGAGCUAUGAUGUGAAGGUCACCUGGAAUCACCCGCCCUCGGCGGACGUCAAGGUGGGCUGGAUGCACCUGGAGUACGAGCUCCAGUACCAGGAGAGAAACGCCACGAGCUGGGAGGCGCUGGACAUUCAGACGGACACCCAGCAGACCAUCUACGGCCUGCAGGCGGGAACGGAGUACGAGGUGCACAUCCGCUGCAGGAUGUUUGCCUACACCAAGUUUGGAGAGUUCAGUGACUCCAUCUUCAUCCAGAUGCCUGGAGGCGCCGUCCUCCCCAUCACGCUCAUCGUCGUCUUCGGCAUCGUGGGCAUCCUCAUCCUCAUCCUGCUGAUCGUCGUCUCCCAGCAGCACAGAGUGAUGAUGAUCCUGCUGCCGCCGAUUCCCGCACCCAAAAUUAAAGGCAUCGAUUCAGAGCUGCUGAAGAAGGGCAAACUGGACGAGCUGAACUUCAUCAUGAGCGGCGAAGGUAUGGGAGGCCUGCCCACGUACGCGCCGGACUUCUACAGAGACGAGCCGUGGGUGGAGUUCAUCGAGGUGGACGCCGAGUAUCCAGAGGGUGGGGAGAAGGAGGAGGGCCAGAGCUCGGACACCCAGAGGCUGCUCGGCCUGCCCCAACCCUCCGUCCACAUGAACCGGACCUGUUCCAGCCCAGCCGGCUUCGCCGAUGGAGACUCGGGUCCGGCCAGCUCCUAUGACCCAGAUGUGCCUAAUCAAGACACCCUAAUGCUCGUGGCCGCCCUGCUGCCAGGCCAGCCUGAGGACGGGGAGGCCCCUGCGGGUGCGGCAGAGAGGUCCCCGCCUCCAGAGCGAGGGGAGGCGCCCGCCGUGCACGUCCAGGCGACCGGGCCCCAGACGUGGGUCAACACCGACUUCUACGCGCAGGUCAGCAACGUCAUGCCCUCCGGAGGCGUGGUGCUGUCGCCGGGCCAGCAGCUCCGGAUCCAGGAGGCCUCCUCCGCCACGCAGAGGGAGGCGCAGAAGAAAGGGGCGGAGCGCGAGGACGCCGAGGAGGCCGAAGGCAAGGAGCACCAGGAGCUGCAGUUUCAGCUGCUGGUGGUGGACGCCGAGGGCGGCGGCUACACCUCCGAGAGCAGCGCCCGGCAGAUGGGCGCUCCCCCCGGGGCCCACGCGGCCGGCGAAGGCCCCGGGGCCGCGCGGCCCCACCCCCACGGCGGCCCUGCAGCCACCGCGGGGGAGCACCCGUCGCCUUACAUCCUGCCCGACUCCCCCCCGCCACCGGCCUUCGCUCCCGUCGCGGACUACACAGUCAUACAGGAAGUGGACAGCAAGCACAGCGUGCUCGUCGACCCCCCUCCCCACCAGCCCCCCCCCUGCCUGCCGCAGCACCCGGCCAAGACCCUGCCCGCUCUGCCCGUGGGCUACGUCACGCCGGACCUGCUGGGCAACCUGGCUCCGUGACGCGACAACACACACGCACGCACACGCACACACACACCAGGUGUCGUGUUCGUGGGGGACGCCGACUCCGACGCAGAGAGGUGGAAAAAGACGCAAGCUUUAAUCUUGACUCUCAAUCGAUGCAAACGCAGCCAAACAUGCACGCCACAAACCAAAUGCACAGCUCGCCCUGUCUGUCGGCAAAUAUGCAAAAGACACCGAUACGAGGCCGCGAUGUUUGGGAGUCGAGGAGCGCCGUUUGACAGACCACGCGCCCUGGGUGGCGGCGCCGGCUGAACUGAUGAAGUCUUAAUCAAGCAGAGAGUGAAAGGAGCGGCACUGGAUUCAGGGGCAGGAAACAAGCACACUGUCGUGAUCAGAGAACAAGUCAUGGUUGUUGUCACCCAUACCUCCUGCUAGCUGAAGUGUCGUGCUGCUCAGUUGUGGCUCAUUUUAUAUUGGCGUCGUAUUAGUACAGUACUUCAUUAGAGAUCUAUUUUUAUACCAUAAACAAAGUAUUAGCUGAGAGGCAGAACCAACUAACCCUAGAAACACAACUAUGCAGUCUGACCUUGCAGGUUUCCUGAUGCUGUGCUGUUCACAUUUAAAUGAAUGAGUAGCCAAUCUGAUAUGAAGUCCAAUUAUUAUUGCUCUGCAGCCAAAAUAUAGUUUAAACACUAAGUUCCAUAAUAUAUAAAAGAAGAGAAGAGCUGUAAUCACCCAGAUGUGAACAUCUGGCUCUAUAACCAUUGCAUUGUUUGACCUACGUGGAUGAUGUUGAAAGGCAAUUUGGGAAAUGAAGCCGCUCAACGUGAAUUAUUUUCUAUAAUGCAUAGAGUAUUACAGCCUCAUUUUCUCUCAUCCUCAGUUCAUUUUCAUUGGAUUUCGUCUCAUUGUGAGAAGAUUCAACUGGGAACAUAGUUAGCGGAAUAUUAAAAACUGCAUUAGCCUUAGCUUAACUAGUGAAUUGCCUGCUAAGUGGGAGGAUUAAAGCGGAUUCUCCGACAGACGGCGGUGAACGCAGAGCACCAAGUGCCUUGCCCAAGAGCCCAUUGACAAACUGUAGCUAGUUAGCAGAUGUGAAGGCGCACGCUUAGUUUUGCUGCGUCACAUCAUAUCAAAUUUAAACCAGCAUCCAUCACGAUCUGCCGCAUCGGCUCCAACCCCAAUGAGUAGCUGUUACUAACAAAGAGGCGUCAACUGGAGCAAGUUGAAAGACUGUGAAAGUGAAGAAAGGCUGUAAUCAGCCAUGUUCAUCAAUCUGCCAUAUUACUGACCUGUGCCUAUGAUAGUGUUAUUGGAUUUCUGCUUACACAACUGGGAUUUGUGCAUCUAUAUAUUACUAUGGCUGCUAUAUAUAAAUGUAUUCAUGUAAAGUCCUAUUACAAAGACACUGCACGUUCACUACUGCGGUGACAUGCAUGCGUAUGCACACGCUAAAUCAGAAACGUUUGCCUUAAACGAUGUGUAACUCUGCCUUACGGACAUAGCCAUAAAUGUUAUGGGCUGAAAUAGUUGCGAGGCUGAAAAUGUUCUGUGGCCACCAAACCGUAAUUUGCAUGUUUCCUGUUACGCUCAUUAGGUUGACCACAGUUUCCAAACCAGAAAUGUUGAUGAGAGCUCGUGGAGAGGAGCCCUGGUUUGCUGAUUCUCGUCGUAGAGAGGUGAGCGAUGAAUACCCGGGGAUUCUGAGUCAGCUGCAGAGUCCAGUCUGUUGCAGAUGUUGCUUAUUGGGUUAUUCAUCCACAUUAGGCUGCCCUCGGCUCAGUGACAGUGAUCGCGGCCCGUGUGGGUGAUAAUAAUGUGGGCGGCCUUUUGUGAAGGGUUUACGGUCCCGUGUGCCUGUGACAAACACAGCAGCAUAUCGUCCCGCGUACAAUAAGCUACCCAAGCUUAGGCUAAUAGAAGCGCUGUGUUGUGCGUGCUUUUGUAAUGGAACACAAUGGAUCGACAUUUCAAGUCCAUGAAUGAAGGAGACUGAGGCAUUGUUGUUGCAUCGAGGAAGCCUCAGAGUGAGCACAUCUCACCACAAACAAGGAAGCGCAUCCUGCCUUUGAAUGAUGUUGUUGUGGAAUCAUCCCCGACUCACUCUGACGGGUCCAGACACAAACCCGCAGGCAGGAGCCGGAAAGGGUCCUUUUCAAAAAAAUGUGAAUAUAUCUUUCUUACAAAUUGCUCAGCGUGGUUGUUGUUGUUUUUGUGACACCAGCAAGUCAGUGCUAUUGCAUAAAUGUCUUAAUAUAUUUGCUAGUUCUGUGAAAUUACAGUUAUAUAUAAAUGUUCAUGUCAUAAUAUUACUAAUUACAAUAUAUUGCUGCUCGGUACAUGUUUUGUUUUUUAAUCGAAGGGGUCGUUUAAAACCACACACUAAGCAAAUGUACAUGUUCGAUUGUAAAAUCUGCUAAUUGGGAUUUUACUCAUGUAAAUGUUUUUUUUUGUAAUGUGGGUUAAAUGAUGAGAAUCUGUAAUUUGGUUCAUGAUCCAAACUGAGUGUGUGUGUGUGUGUGUGUGUGUGUGUGUGUGUGUGUGUGUGUGUGUGUGUGUGUGUGUGCGUGCGUGCGUGUGCGUGAAGGACUUCAUAGAAGAGAAAACAAGCACUGUUGAGGUUUCGUUUCAUGGGUACAGCGGUGAUUGUGAAUGUAUGUGAACUGGAACAGGAAAUGUAAUAAAAACCAUAUCUUCUCUUUAGAGGUUGUAGGUUGUAGGGAUUACAAGCGCAGGGGUGUCGUUUUGUACAGGAGUUCACCACAUUGUGUCUGCUUUUGCUGCCAGAUCAACGUGAGUUCACUAAAGCGUAACAGCUGGUUAUGUCAAACAUGUAAAGGUUACAGACACUUUAGAGCAAGCACUUUGUACGCGUAUAUUUUAAAUAGUAUUCAGAUUUUGUAUCUCAGAGUCUAAUUUCCAUGUUAUAGAUGUUUUUAUUCAGCACAAUAAUCAGACGUCGAGGAACCUUCAAUAAGCUUCUUUGUUUUUCUACAGAGUUUAUGUUUAUAGGACAUAUUUUACACUACCAGGUUAAUAGGAUGCUGUACUGUAAUGAAGUAUGUAGUACGACUAGACAGAGCACAUAUGUAGAUGUAGUUCUUUACCGUGUCAUCUCAGAAUCCUGGCGGAGCCGUCGCUCUGCACUCUGUGCUUUCAGCCUUUCAGUAUUAAACGCCAUGUUUUGGCGCAGCUUCAGUGUUUUAUGAUGAUGCGUUCUGGCCUUCAGCUUCUCGGUUUUGUGUCGGUUCAAGGUAGCUUGUGUUGCUCUGUUACGCCUGGAAGUGAUGUCGAAUGCUGGAAUUUGUGUUGCUCCGAGACCGGGAGCGUUUCUUUUCCGCCUCGUUGGGGGAAAAUGCUUUAAUUCUUGCCUUGUGUGCGGCGGCGUGGGUCUGUUUGGUUGAGCGGUGAGGUCGGCGACUCCAAUCUACAUUUCUGUUGAUGUUUUGUUUUGUCAGAGCCACCGUCUCAUCUGACUGCAGUGGAUACGGCAUCGUGACUAAUGCCUUGUGUUUUCCUUUGACAUUUGUCAACCAGUCUCAUAAAACUGGAAAAUACUCUACAUGUCCGUAUUAAAAGCAGCUGCACUGUCAAACUGUCAUUUUAGUUUCAUUAACUUGUUUGGCCUCCCCAUAUAUUUUUUUUAUAGCGCAAUUAUAUUUUCCCAUUCUGGGAGCGCGACCCUGGAGACACGGCUCUGGUUUGUUGGUUGUUGCUGUACUCGAGGCCAAGAUCUGUGUUGAUCUUCAAUGGUUUGAUGAUGUUCUACUACAUGUCAACAAUAAGCUCUCAUCAUGUUACACAAUAAAUGUAUAUACAGCA
This is a messenger RNA of Betta splendens (Siamese fighting fish), 7955 nucleotides long. RefSeq names its product growth hormone receptor a (gene ghra). Gene Ontology annotation, cellular component: external side of plasma membrane. The transcript is spliced from 10 exons. Gene Ontology annotation, biological process: cytokine-mediated signaling pathway. Gene Ontology annotation, molecular function: cytokine receptor activity; protein binding. The coding region runs from base 2124 to 4169 and encodes 681 amino acids. Lineage: Eukaryota; Metazoa; Chordata; Actinopteri; Anabantiformes; Osphronemidae. The record is from RefSeq and is a predicted model, not a curated record.